UUAUUUAAAAUCUUUCAAACUAAUUUUUGUAACAUUUAUAUCCACCUAGCUCUUCAUCUCCAUAGAGCCUUAAAACUCUUUAUUUAUUGCGUCAAUGGCUAAAAUUUUCCCUCACCGGCCCAUACUUUCUCCGGCAAAUUUGAUGACUUAUAAAAGAGAAACAUAUACUGUAUGGAUGAAAUCAUUAGUCUGCCAUACUAAUGGCUGCACCGUGUUCGAUUCUAACGGUGAUAUCGUUUAUCGGGUCGAAAAUUACGAUACAAAAUGCAGCAAUGAAGUUUAUUUAAUGGAUCUUCGAGGCAGAGUUCUCGUAACAAUAUUAAGAAGAAAGAGAUUGUUAGUUUUUGAAAGAUGGUACGGUUAUAGAUGGAAUAUUAGAAACGUAAAUAAGCAAAAGCCAUGGUUUGGAGUUAAAAAAAGUUGUAGUAUUUGUAUGGGAAAUUUUAGCUGUGAAAUUAGUGUAGGUUUUGAUAGGUUUUGGAUCGUAAAAUUGAGUCAGAAAGCAGCUUUUAGGAUUGUGGAUUACGAAGGAGAUGUUGUUGCUGAGGUAAAGAAAAAGCAAUCAUUGGCGGGAAAUGGAUUUGGAGAUGAUGUAUUAAGCCUAAUUGUGGAGCCACAUAUUGAUCAUUCACUAAUCAUGGCGAUUAUCACUGUCUAUGGCUUAAUCAAUCGCAAAAUGUAGAUUUUUUCUCAAGGGCAUGGGCGGAUCAGAAGCAAUAUCACAUGCCAGUGGCGGAACUAGAAAAUGACAAGAGAGAGAAUAAAAAUGAUGGAUAAUCAAAAACAAGACAACGGAUUAAUGAAGUUUGGUCCAAGUAGUAAGCGGCUUGCUAUCGCUUAAGUAAGGUUUCGGAUUCGAAUCUUGUGAAUGCGUUUCACUGGUAGACUCACCCACCAUGUCAGGUGCGCGAUGUGAAUCGAAUCCGGAUUAGUCAGGAUGAAGCCUUUUAAAUCGAAUGGGCUUAAAAAAAAAAAGAUAACGGAAAGAAAAAUUAGAUGAAAAUCAUACCGGAAGAAGUAGAACAGUCGAAAACAACGGCCAUCUGACCGCCCACCUGCCGUCCUUUUAUUCUUUAGUCAAUAUAUGUAUAUACUUUUUAUCAUUCCAUAUUUGAAAUUUGUGGAGUAAAAUUUUGAAGACCCGUAGUAUCGAUAGGAUGUACAAUUGUAAAGUGUAAUAUUGGAGAUUCAUAUUUUAAUCAAAUUAA
This is a messenger RNA of Mercurialis annua (annual mercury), 1208 nucleotides long. RefSeq names its product protein LURP-one-related 4-like. NCBI's taxonomy places the organism in Eukaryota, Viridiplantae, Streptophyta, Magnoliopsida, Malpighiales, Euphorbiaceae. The transcript has 3 exons. The record is from RefSeq and is a predicted model, not a curated record. Bases 95 to 682 code for a protein of 195 amino acids.